UUUGUUCUAUUUAUGAACCCUAGAUACAGAAGAUUUUCAAGAGGUUUCUUACCUUUGCUCGCUUCUUUCUUUGGAUUGCCCUUUUCUUAUUUUUUUUUUGGGAAAAAAUGGAAUUCUAAAAGGCCUCUCGAUUUGGGCAUGAUUUCAAUGUUAUAUUAAGGUUGCAUGUUUGGAUACUGCAUAGAUAAAAUCAUAGGUUGAACAUGAGCACUGUAGAAGCAAGGGGCCCUUCUCUUAGAAGGUAUCGACAAAGGAAGGCAGUGCUGGAUCUAAAUGCUCCUCCCAGUGAAAUCAGGGAACAGGAGGGUACUUCCCAGCAGGCUGGAUCCGAGGAACUGACUGAUCACCCUGCGCAACCUGCAACUAUUGAUGAUGAUGUAAUCGAAUCUUCUGCUAUAGCAUUCGCUGAGGCUAAAAACAAUUCAAGGAGAAGCCGUGGGAGGACAGUCGUCGAUGUAGAUUCAGGGUGGCCUGCUCGGUCAACUAAUAAUAGCCAGAACAGAUGCAGGGAAUUUCUUUCAAGCUCAACAGCUAUCAAUUGCGAUCAUUAUAUCAAUUUGGAGAGUUCACCGCGGUCUAUGGUAAAAGAAAUUAUAAGGCCGCAGCCUUCUCCCAAGGAACCAACCUUCAACUGUCCGAUUUGCAUGGGUUCAUUAAAAGAGGAGAUGUCAACAAGAUGUGGGCACAUUUUCUGCAAGGCGUGCAUCAAAGCUGCAAUAGCAGAACGGGGAAAAUGCCCGACAUGCAGGAAAAAAGUGACUGUGAAGGAACUAAUUAGGGUCUUCCUUCCAUCAGCCAGCUGAAUGUGAGCUUCAUAUCCAAUUAGUGACGGAUAAUACAAACUGCCAUUGAAAAUAGAGAAACAAUGCAGUUGGCACGUCAACGGAGCUAUUUUUUUAACUUCAGAAUUUCCAAGAUGUGCAGCUUUAAACUCAUGUUAUAGCAGACAAAUCUGCCUGUUGAUAAUUUGUUCACCUCAACUUCAUUGUUACUUGAAUUAAACCUAGACAAAC
This is a messenger RNA of Hibiscus syriacus, 1013 nucleotides long. RefSeq names its product E3 ubiquitin-protein ligase RNF4-like. The record is from RefSeq and is a predicted model, not a curated record. The transcript has 6 exons. Lineage: Eukaryota; Viridiplantae; Streptophyta; Magnoliopsida; Malvales; Malvaceae. The coding region runs from base 204 to 803 and encodes 199 amino acids.